AGCGACAGCGACAGCAACAGCAACGGCGACAACAACAGCAACGGCGACAGCAACAGCAACGGCGACAACAACGGCGACCUUGGUUUGGCGACAGCGGCGGCACCGGCGACGGCGAUGGCGACGGCGACGGCGAAAGCAGCUGUUGGCCAUCUGGCAGGAUUUGUGAUAUCAGCUUAUCUUUGACCCACUAAAAUGGUGGGGUGGACCAGACUUGCGUUGGUUUUCUUCUAUUCUGCCCACAACCGCCGCCAUAAUUUUCGCAAGCCUCAAAUGCCCAACGCACCAAAUUUAUCUUAACAUAACAGAACUGAAGCGGUUUAUGCCCAGAGAUAGUGUAUUUACAUUUCGGUUAUUCUCUCCCAGGAAUAUUUCGUAGCACAAACCAUGGCGACAGUCCAACCCGAAGGCGCCGCCCCGGCGCCGGACUCGUCCGAAUCGGCUACUGCCCCUAACCCCACGACGACCACGCCGAUGCCGACUGCCGUGGCAGAGACGACCGCAACGCCUAAGCCGAUCCACAGCCUGGUCGUUGAUACGGGUCCACUGAUCAAGAACGAGGUGGCCAUAUCUACUCUGCUCGCACAGGCAGAAGUCAUCUACACCAUUCCCGCCGUCAUCUCCGAGAUCCGCGACGAAGCGACCCGCUCCCGCCUCCAGACAUCCCUAGUCCCGUUCCUCCAACUUCGGAACCCUCGACCUGAGAGCAUCAAGUUUGUAUCUGAGUUUGCUCGCAAGACUGGCGACCUCCAGGUCCUCAGCCGGCCAGAUCUCCACCUGAUAGCCCUGACAUACGAGCUAGAGUGCGAGCGGAAUCAUGGCGACUGGAGAUUGAGGCGGGAGCCCGGGCAGAAGACCGUCAACGGCAAGCCACCUGCCAAGGAAGGGGUUGAGAGUACAGUCGAGAAGGCGGAAGGGGAUAAUACAGAUCCAUCCGCGUCCCAGGUCGAAGGCGACAAGGUGGCGGCGGAAGCGGAGACGGCGGUCGCGGGCGGGCCGGAGAUCGCGGACGGUGAUGACACUGCACCCUCUGCCCCUUCCGCCCCCUCGGACACCCCAAAACAUGCCGAUGAGGAGAUUGAGGAAAUACAAUCACAAGUCCAGGACCUCGUCCUCGGGACCUCGCCAGCCGAGAAUGACGCCGCCGUAGCAGAAGACGCGGCUGCCCCCGAAGUGGCCGAAGACGACGACUCCGACAGCGACGGCUGGAUCACGCCAUCCAAUAUCAAGAAGCACCAAGCACGCGAGGGCCUCGCGCCGGCCGGCCGGGAGCCGGCCGUUCAGAAGACGCUGCAGGCCUGCCUCCUGACGUCGGACUUUGCGAUGCAGAACGUGUCGCUGCGGAUGAACCUCAACUGCGCCGGGAGCGGGGGCGGCACGGGCGCGGCGCUGCGGCGCAUCACCCACCUCAAGACGUGGGUGCUCCGGUGCCACGGCUGCUUCACAGUCACGCGCCAGCAGGACAAGCAGUUCUGCCCGAAGUGCGGCCAGCCGACGCUGACGCGGACGUCGUGCUCGACGCGCGCCGAUGGGACGGUCCAGCUGCACCUGCGUCGGAACUUCCAGUAUAACAAGCGUGGCAACGUCUACAGCAUCCCGAAGCCGGUGCAUGGGUCCGCUAGCGGGAAGAAUUCAGCCGUCACUGGCGGCGGGAGGAGUGGAUGGGGGAAGGAGCUUCUCCUUGCUGAAGACCAGAAGGAGUAUACCAAGAGAGUGCAGGAGGAUAGCAGGACUAAGUAUAGGGAUCUGAUGGAUGAGGAUUACUUGCCCAACCUGCUGAGCGGGCACCGGAGUGGUGGGAACGGGAGGCUCAGAGUUGGUGCGGGGAGGGAUGUCAACGCGAAGAAGCGGAGGUAGGCGUGAGCUGGGCACCUCAGUGGGGUUGCCAAGGGCAUGGUGGUCCGGGAAAAUCAGGUCUAUAUGCAUGUCGGGCAGGAAUGGCAAAAGUCCACAUAGAAAUGAUACCACGAUAGAUGAGGAGCUGUCAGUCGACAUGUGUCUUGUUUUCCUUCCCUUGCGUUCCGCCGUAUUCCUCUAUGCAAAACACCGUUUGAUACCGG
Phialemonium atrogriseum is the source of this 2057-nucleotide messenger RNA. RefSeq names its product putative 20s-pre-rrna d-site endonuclease. The record is from RefSeq and is a predicted model, not a curated record. Gene Ontology annotation, cellular component: preribosome, small subunit precursor. The coding region runs from base 385 to 1854 and encodes 489 amino acids. The transcript has a single exon. NCBI's taxonomy places the organism in Eukaryota, Fungi, Ascomycota, Sordariomycetes, Cephalothecales, Cephalothecaceae. Gene Ontology annotation, biological process: maturation of SSU-rRNA; ribosomal small subunit biogenesis. Gene Ontology annotation, molecular function: RNA endonuclease activity.